CGAAUCCCCACGCCUUCACCGAAUUCGUAGUCUUCCUCGAGCUCGUUGAGGAGCAACCCCAACCGAUCCGGAUGGCGCCCAAGGCCGAGAAGAAGCCCGCGGCGAAGAAGCCAGCGGAGGAGGAGCCCGCGGCCGAGAAGGCGGAGAAGGCUCCGGCGGGGAAGAAGCCCAAGGCGGAGAAGCGGCUCCCUGCGGGCAAGUCCGCCGGCAAGGAGGGCGGCGACAAGAAGGGGAAGAAGAAGGCGAAGAAGAGCGUGGAGACCUACAAGAUCUACAUCUUCAAGGUGCUGAAGCAGGUGCACCCGGACAUCGGCAUCUCCUCCAAGGCCAUGUCCAUCAUGAACUCCUUCAUCAACGACAUCUUCGAGAAGCUCGCCGCGGAGGCCGCCAAGCUCGCCCGGUACAACAAGAAGCCCACCAUCACCUCCCGCGAGAUCCAGACCUCAGUGAGGCUCGUCCUCCCCGGCGAGCUCGCUAAGCACGCCGUCUCCGAGGGCACUAAGGCCGUCACUAAGUUCACCAGCUCUUAGGCUUUCGGACGUAGUCUCUCGUGCUUGCUCCCCCCCCCCCCCCACCUGUAGUGGCGGUUGCAGCGGCGGUAGUUGCCCUGCCUCUCACCCUCUGUCCUCGUUCCUCCCGUAGUAUUUGGUUGUUUCUGUGUUUUUAAUGGUGGCUGAUCCUUGUACGACGCUUAUGGGAGCUCUGUGAUUCCAGCGUCCUGAUCCUAAAUAGUAACGUUGAUUAUUGCAAUUUCUGACUUAAAA
This is a messenger RNA of Phragmites australis (common reed), 764 nucleotides long. RefSeq names its product histone H2B.1. The record is from RefSeq and is a predicted model, not a curated record. Gene Ontology annotation, molecular function: protein heterodimerization activity; structural constituent of chromatin; DNA binding. The transcript has a single exon. Gene Ontology annotation, cellular component: nucleosome. Gene Ontology annotation, biological process: nucleosome assembly. NCBI's taxonomy places the organism in Eukaryota, Viridiplantae, Streptophyta, Magnoliopsida, Poales, Poaceae. The coding region runs from base 72 to 530 and encodes 152 amino acids.